Bemisia tabaci is the source of this 4511-nucleotide messenger RNA. RefSeq lists its product as uncharacterized. Gene Ontology annotation, cellular component: extracellular region. Lineage: Eukaryota; Metazoa; Arthropoda; Insecta; Hemiptera; Aleyrodidae. Gene Ontology annotation, molecular function: chitin binding. The record is from RefSeq and is a predicted model, not a curated record.
UUGAUUUAUUUGCGAUGCAUCUCGAAGCGGUUGAGUGAUGUCGGGCACAUGAUCUCCGCGCCGCGGCUCCUGAAGUUACCUUUAUCGUUACCUUAACGUGAGUUUUACCUUUUCCAACUAAAGUGCGGGUUCCUUCCAGUUUCACCGUGUUUUGCCGGGAAAUCUCCUUACUGGUGUCUACAGUUUUUACAAAUAAUUCAUAAGAUCUCAAACCCCAGAAAAUGAAGAGGAUUAUAGCAACUUUACCUUUACUCCUUGCAAUUGCUUCCCACGUGGCCUUGGCUCAAAGUAAUGGAUACAGUUACCCUCGACCAAGCAAUCAAUUCCCGGUAGCAAGUUCCCCAAGACCCUUCGACACAACUCCAGGCUUCAGUCCUACGCAAACCUCUAGGCCUCAGACUCAGGACAACGGAUACAAUUACAACCGACCCUCUGGAUCGAACGGGUUCCCAAGCGGUAACUUCCCGUCAACCGGUAGCUUCCCAUCAACAGGCAAUUUCCCAUCGACAGGCAACUACCCGUCAACAGGAAGUUUCCCGUCAACAGGGAGCUUCCCGUCAACAGGAAACUUCCCGUCAACAGGAAACUUCCCAACUCAGCAGCCGACCUCGCAACCAGGGACUCAAGGCUACCCCGCGGCAGGUUAUCCUUCAACAUCCUUCGGCGGAGGAAACUUCCCAGUAACCACGACUGUUUCCUAUCCAACCGCAGGCUAUCCUUCAGGCACGCCUGGCACUGGCAGUUUCCCCACCACGCCUUCAUUCUCCACUCCUAGCUACCCUAGCGGCAGUACCUUCCCCUCUACAGGAAACUUCCCAUCUACUGGUAACUUCCCCUCACCAACAUCUGGAUACCCUAGCGGCAUCCCCACCACAACUUACGUGCCCUCUGCACCCUCAUCAUCAAACGUGCCGUCCUUCGGAACUGGAAACUUACCAACUGGAGGCUUCUCCUCCGGCAGUGGAAGUCCUGGAACCUCAGGGAUUACUGGAGCGUCUAUACCUGGCGUUGGAGGCUACGCUCCAUCAGGCAAUAUACCUUCAACUGGCUUCGGAACUGGCAAUGCCGGCGGAAUCGGACCUAGCAGCGUUGGAGGUGGUAACGCUGGUGGAAACUAUGGUGGCAGUAACUUUGGAGGUGGCAACGCUGGCGGGAUCGGGUCUAGCAGUGUUGGAGGUAGUAACGCGGGUAGCAUCGGACCUAGCAGUGUUGGAGGUGGUAACGCUGGUGGAAACUACGGUGGCAGUAGCUUUGGAGGUGGCAAUGCUGGCGGCAUUGGGCCGAGUUCUUUUGGAGGUGGAAAUGCCGGUGGCAUAGGACCAAGCAGCUUUGGAGGUGGAAAUGCUGGCGGCGUUGGACCUAGCAGCAGUUUCGGAGGUGGAAAUUAUGCUCCCAGCAGUUUCGGGGUUGGGAAUUCCCCGACUAACUUCGGUAGUGGUAAUGCCCCCAGCAACUUCGGAGGCGGGCAGGGUGAUCAAGAUGAUGGAUCUGGCCAUGGAGAUCAUUCUGCAAUCCCUGGGGAGCCCGGAACUGACUAUCCUAUUUAUUCGCAAAUCCCCGUAACUUCAUUCAAAUGCUCUGACCAGCAAUACCCUGGCUACUACGCCGAUACGGAGGCAAGAUGUCAAGUUUUCCACAUUUGUCACAACAAUAUCAAGUACGACUUCUUAUGUCCAAAUGGAACUAUAUUCCACCAGCAAUGGUUCGUUUGCGUAUGGUGGAACCAAUUCGAAUGCAGCACUGCUCCUAGCCUGUACGGAUUGAACGCUAACAUUUAUGAUUACAGUAAAAAUGGACAACAAGGCUCGGGACAAACAGGCAAUUUCCCUAGUCAGUCCGGACCACAAGGACCUAAUGCAGUCUAUGGAGGUCAACAAGGACCUUCAGGUCCUGUGGCCAAUUUCCCUGCUCAGGUAGGACCUCAAGGGCCAAAUGCAGUUUACGGGGGUCAGCAGGGACCUACAGGUCCUGUUGCCAACUUCCCUGCUCAAGUAGGACCUCAAGGACCCACGGCAUCAUUCGGAGGCCAAUCAGGGCCUCAAGGGCCCUCUGCCACUUACGGAGGUCAAACAGGACCAACAGGUCCAGUUGCCAACUUCCCUGCUCAAACAGGGCCCCAAGGCCCUUCCGCCACUUACGGAGGCCAAACAGGGCCAACAGGUCCGGUCGCCAACUUCCCAUCAAUAACCGGUCCGCAAGGUCCAUCAACCUCGUUCGGUGGCCAGGCCGGUCCAACAGGCCCCGUCGCCAACUAUCCGUCUAUUACGGGUCCGCAAGGUCCCAGCGCCAACUUCCCGGUUCAGUCACCCGCCCCAACUUAUGGCCCUCCAUCAGGUGGCAAUUUCCCUGCUCAGAGCCCCGCACCCUCCUUCGGCACAGGAAACUUCCCUGUCCAAUCUCCCGCGCCUACUUACGGUCCACCCCAAACAGGCAACUUCCCAGCUCAAAGCCCCGCACCCACCUACGGCCCGCCUUCAGGAGGCAACUUCCCGAGCCAAACGCCGGCGCCAACUUACGGCCCACCAUCCGUUGGCAACUUCCCGGUCCAAACGCCCCAAUCUACUUACCGGCCACCGACAGGGAACUUCCCCUCUCAAACUCCCAGGCCCACCUAUGGACCCCCUUCGACGGGUAACUUCCCUGCGCAAACACCGCGCCCUACCUACGGAACUCCCUCGGUGGGUAGCUUCCCAGCUCAGACCCCCAGGCCGGUGUAUGGACCUCCUUCGACGGGCAACUUCCCCUCACAGACGCCUUCUCCCAGUUAUACUCCGGGAACGGGAGGUAAUUUCCCAUCGCAGACACCCGCACCGACUUACGGACCACCCUCUGUCGGUAACUUCCCCGCCUCCACUUACAGACCUGGUUCUCAAGGAGGGACCGGCAAUUUCCCAACCCCCGUACCCAGUCAAACGAUCAGUCCUCCACCGGAACAACCAAAUAGAGAGUAUUUGCCACCGUAUAGAAGAUAGGACUUGUUGAACGAUUUGCCAUUAGAAACAAGUGAUAUUGCUUUUUUGCCUUAACUUAUGUAGACUGGAAAAAUCAAAAACUGACCUGCCAAAUGUACAUAAUAUGAAAAUAAACUGCCACAAAUUUUACGGAUUUUUCCUUUAUUUCAAUAGGUAUUUAAUUUAUUCUCGCAUAAUUUAUUUUCAUUCAUGUCAUCGGCUGAGUUUCGUACUUGUUGCCCUGAUUUCUAUGUCUUGCGGCUUGUGGCAGUUAGGUAUUCUUGAAGCGUUGUGAAAAUUUGAAAUGGUACCAAUUUUCGUCGUUCCUCAGACAAAAAAGCGUAACUAAAUUUCAGCGUUGCAAAAUCGCCACAUGCAAUUUUUACUUUCUCGUGGAAACUGUUGUGUGCAUUACGAAGCAAAAAUUGCCAUUAUGUGUCUCCUAACCAUGAGGAAAAAACAGUAACAUUUUGAACGGGUAAAAAUAUGAACAGUUUGAAUCAAUUUUGCAACUUUGAAAUGAAGAUACGUUCUUUGGGCUGGGAGCGACGACGACGAACUAUGUAAUUUUACACACAAAAACGUAUCGUCUACCUCGUUUCAAAACGAAAAUUUGGUUCAUGAACCACGAAGUCUUUCAAGUAGGUAAAGCAGCUCCUUAUUUUGUAUUAAGUCUCUAGAAAUGUUUGUAAGUAAGUUCAAUACGUUGUCACAUCAUGGCUUUCCCUUCGCAUGACGUUGAAACCGAGUCAUUACCAAAGCUUCAAGGCUGAUGUUUGUAAAAUUUCGCCCUUCCUAAUAAUAAACAACAAAAUGCGUCAGUGCACUUCCUAGAGGGGAUCGAAGCAUAAAAUGUUUUAAUAUUUUACGCCUAUACAUUUUACUCCAUUGUCUACGAAUGUCUCGGAAAAAAGAAGGACAAAUACAAAUUUAUCAGUUUUCUAACUUGUUAAAACAUUAUCGUUCAAUCAUAGAUUUUGCACUUUUUACAAAUCGUCGCUUAAUUUGCCGAAAGAAAGUUUUUGCGAAAAACUUCACGAAUAUUUGCAUUAAAUUUCAGUUUUUUGAUUCCCAAGGAACGAUUUUCAACAAGAUCCUACUAGCGACGAUCACUUUGCACGGUUCAGAAAAUUGUGAUAUUAUUUCUUUUACAAUAUAUUUUUACUUCUUUUAAAUGUCUCGGAUGUUAUACUUUUAUUACUUUCUUUAAUUUUUUUUUUCAAGCACAAGUUUCAUUUACCGAAUUUUGAUUAAAUUGACAGUAAAAACAGUAAACUUCCUGCCCAAUUUGCUCAUGAAAUUGAAACGCAAUUUCAACUCUACCGCCUCCUCCUCCCUCCCCCACCCCCAUUUACAUAUCCGACAGGCAUAAACUUUGAUGGCAUUAGAUCUUGUUGUUCGGAACCUGAAGGUGCAUGGGAUAUUCUGGUUCAUUGAAACAUGCGUAACAUGGACAAUAGUUAAAACAUUGGGCGAAAUUAAUAGAAAUCAGGAUGAUGAGUUCAGAUUUGUAAGAACACGUGUGUAAAAUGGUAAUACUGAAUGAACUGAAAUAAAAUA